AAUUAGUUAGUUCAUGCAGGAGACAGACAACCAUCAAAUCAUGAUGCUGGACUACGAAUGGGCCAAUCCCGCCGCCGCAGCGGCAGCCGCAAGGCGGCCGGAGAUUUCUUCGCCCCGACGGCAGCCGGAGGAUUGUUCUCCCCCGUCGGUGCGACGGCGGCCAGCGGGCAGAGGUAUGGAAUGGGAAUGCCGUCUGCGGUUACAGCUCCAGCGAGGAUUGGAUUAAAUCUGGGAGUGAGAACGUACUUCUCGUCGGCAUCGCCGGAGGAGGAGAUGGGGAUAGGGAGAGUGUGUAGGAGAAGAGUGAGGUUGGCAAGAUGUCAGGCGGAGGGAUGCGGGGCUGAUCUUACACAUGCGAAGCAUUACCAUAGGAGGCAUAAGGUCUGCGAAUUUCAUUCUAAGGCUUCUAUUGUUAUCGCCGCCGGACUAUCUCAGCGUUUCUGUCAGCAGUGCAGCAGGUUUCAUGUUCUAUCUGAGUUUGAUCAAGGAAAGCGCAGCUGCCGAAAGCGUUUGGCAGACCAUAAUCGCAGAAGAAGAAAAUCACAGGAUCUGGCCACAAUCAAUAAUAUAAACAAUAAUAAUAAUGAUAAUAACAACAACAAUAAUAAAAGCACAGUUGCUACAGCAAACAACAACAACAAUAACGCAGCACUACUUCACUUUGAGUCAAGUAGCAGCAGUAAUAACAACAAUACGAUGGCCAACAUGGGCAGCUCUAUGGAUAAGCGCAAUCCUGAAACAGGCUCGGCCAUUACCCGAGUCCCCUCUCCUGCAAUGGCACUGGGGCUCAAUUGUAGCGCCAUGACAGUUUCUCCGGCACUUGCAGGGCUAUCUGGUUCGUCAACAACGACUGUAAGUUCGCCGCCGAGAGUCUCAUUCUUCUCUCAUCUUGGCGACUUCCGCGGACACGAGCACCGUUUUCUUAGUUGGGAUGAUGGCGAUGAUAGUUGCAGCAUUAGAAGUCCAUAUCAGAGCAAGUAGUGCGUUGCAGUUUUGAUGGGGAAGUUAGUAUUUUUAGUUGUUUAUUUUCUCGAACAGUUUGCAUGCUUGGUUAGGUGUUCUUAAGCUUAUUCUGUAGUCUUUUUAAUCAAUAAACGAUGUUUUCUUCAUGGUA
Molecule: messenger RNA, 1114 nt
Organism: Phalaenopsis equestris
Lineage: Eukaryota; Viridiplantae; Streptophyta; Magnoliopsida; Asparagales; Orchidaceae
Product: squamosa promoter-binding-like protein 13
Cellular component (GO): nucleus
Molecular function (GO): DNA binding
Source: RefSeq, a predicted model, not a curated record